Molecule: messenger RNA, 851 nt
Organism: Osmia bicornis bicornis
Lineage: Eukaryota; Metazoa; Arthropoda; Insecta; Hymenoptera; Megachilidae
Product: dTTP/UTP pyrophosphatase
Exons: 4
Coding region: 139-756 (205 amino acids)
Molecular function (GO): nucleoside triphosphate diphosphatase activity
Source: RefSeq, a predicted model, not a curated record
GCAUUGAUAAAUACAUACAAGGUUAAUCUAAUUGAUAUUCUUGGAAAUCUAUGUACUACAUUAUAGAUUUGCAUCUGGAUGUUAUAAUCAUAAAGAAUCCUAUCUGUAUUUCACUUGUUUCGUUUAUUUGAAAAAACAAUGUUAGAGCCAACAAUAGAAGCUUUAACAGCAUGUAGAGUAAUAUUAGCCAGUGGGUCUCCUAGACGCCAUGAAAUUAUACAAAAAUUGGGUAUAAAGGCAGAAGUAGUACCUUCACUGUAUGAUGAAAACUUAGACAGAUCAUCAUACAAAAACCAUGGAGAAUAUAUCCAAGACCUAGCAAAGUACAAAGUACAAGAAGUAUACAAUAGAUUGAAAAAAGAUCUUAUAUCACCAUUUCUAAUAAUUGGUGCAGAUACCAUGGUUACAAUGGGCAAUCUCAUUUAUGGCAAACCAAAAAAUGAGUCGCAUGCAUUUGAAAUGUUAUCAAGUUUAGCAAAUAAGGAACAUAUUGUCAUCACAGGAGUAUGUUUAAAAACAUUAAAUACAGAGGUGAAGUAUUAUAAUUCUACAAAAGUGAAAUUUGGAGACUUAUCAGAGGCACAAAUAAGGACAUACAUAAAAUCAGGAGAAUGUUUAGAUAAAGCUGGAGGAUAUGGUGUACAGGGAAUGGGUGGCUGUUUAAUUGAAAAAGUAGAUGGAGAUGUCUAUACUGUAAUGGGAAUGCCAUUAUAUUCAUUAGCAAAACAUUUAAAUAACAUUUUCUCUACGGUAUAAUUAGUGAAUUGUAAAUAAUUCAUUUUGUAGUACAAAAGAUGUCUGAUUUAUAUACACAUGAAUUAAAUUAAAUUAUUCCUUAAAUUUGCAUAUUA